AAUAACAACAUGGCGUGCAGAGGUAGAAUUUUUCGUGAAGUGAGAUAUAAUCGAACUGUAUUGGAACAAAUGUUAUCCGAAAUUACGUAUCACAGAAGUAGAGAUGCUAAUCAAUGCGGCGGAGAAGAAAGUGGGAUUGCCCCUCUGAAUUCAACAACAUUUUGGACUGAUUUGUUUAUCAGACACUUUCUCUACCAUGCUGAAGACCAAGUAAGAGAUGAUAUGCUCUUUUUUGUACGAAAACAACCCAAAGAGAAAAUGUUCUGUUUUAUUCCACAGUUUGAGAAAGUGAUUGAAGUUUUUAGAAAAGAUUCAAGAAAACUGCCUAUUGCUGACACAGACAUUGAUUGGGAAGAAACUCUAUACUUAAAUCUUAUUUUACAUCAGUUUGAAUAUACAUUAACCUGUGCAAUAUGUAUUAGAACAAGUUCCAAAAACUUGCAGGUUCUUAGAAGACAUUCACAGAGAGUUUAUGCCUCACCUAGUAGAAGGAGUAUGGAUUGUAAAGGAGAAGGUGAAGAAAUAUCAUAUCCAAAUAUAUUUUUUAUGGUAGAUAAUUAUGAUGAGGUGAGUUUACUGAAUGGAGAGAUGGUGUGUGUAGAAUUGGUUGCCAUGGAUAAGGAUGGUGUUCUUCAAGGUGUCAUAUUUCUUGGAUCAAUUCAAUAUGAAGCCUUGAAAAGAGUUUAUGAUACAAGAGCUAGCAUAACAAUGAGAAUGGCUCAAAGAAUGUUUACAGGUUGGUAUCAAGGCCAUCAGAGAAUGGAAUUUGUACGAAUGAGAGGCCCACAAGGUAACGGUCAUGCUGAAAUGGCAGUUACAAGGGUGAAGGGAACAGGUGCUGAUACACAUACAUCAGAACCAGGUUUUUCAUUAACAGAAAACUAUAACUACAAUGAUUUAGAGGAGAAUCCAUAUCUUCAAAGAAGGAUGUCUGAUCCCAGUUCAAAUCUGAACACUUUUGUUCGUGGUUGGAGAACCAAAGAAAUCAAAAGGUCCCUGUCAGAGAGAGAAGGAGUUGGUUCUUUUGAUAAUGGAGGCAAUGAGAUUGAAGCAGGGGAUCUGCGAGAUGAACUGGAUGACACUACUUAUAACAAGUUGUGGACAAUAAAAGGAUUUGGACAGGCCUAUCAUUUCUGGAAGGAUUCCAACCAAACCAAUUCCCCAGCUCUUAAUGCAUACCUCACUUAUGUGACUUUACCUUGGCAUCACAUAGUUGGAAAUCUUCUUGACACAAAACAAGAACCAAUUCUGACAUCCUAGUAGAGCUUGACAUUUGCUUUCAUUUAUUACAACUACCCCUUUUGUAUGAAGGUGAUAACAGAAACUUCCUGCCUAUCUUCUGUAUGGUGAUAUCAGUGCCAGAAACUGUGACGUUACCACUUAUUGUGCCAUAUUAUUGAUAUUAUGCAUUGUUCAACUUGAAGACAAUUUUAUGAAUGUUUCCAAAAUAUUUCAUAUAGGAACUUUAUUGAUUUGAUUUUAGCAUCUAAACUUGUUCAUAUUUUUCCUUGUUGCACAGUAAUAUAAUUUCAAAGUAUUAUAAGGUUUAAAUUAGGUGUUAAGAAUGAUAUAAAUUAUUUAGU
Molecule: messenger RNA, 1583 nt
Organism: Limulus polyphemus (Atlantic horseshoe crab)
Lineage: Eukaryota; Metazoa; Arthropoda; Merostomata; Xiphosura; Limulidae
Exons: 10
Coding region: 10-1260 (416 amino acids)
Source: RefSeq, a predicted model, not a curated record